Messenger RNA from Sebastes umbrosus (honeycomb rockfish), 702 nucleotides. Its product is annotated as gamma-crystallin M3-like. The coding region runs from base 120 to 668 and encodes 182 amino acids. The record is from RefSeq and is a predicted model, not a curated record. Gene Ontology annotation, molecular function: structural constituent of eye lens. The transcript has 3 exons. Gene Ontology annotation, biological process: lens development in camera-type eye; visual perception. NCBI's taxonomy places the organism in Eukaryota, Metazoa, Chordata, Actinopteri, Perciformes, Sebastidae.
AAACAAUAGAAGCCCUACAUACUUUUUUUCACAUUGAGCAAGUAUAAAAGUAACGGUUACCACCGACAGGAAUACACAGCAGCCACAACUCAGUCCUGAGGACCAACCAAAAUAAAAUCAUGACCAUGGGCAAGAUCAUCUUCUACGAGGACAAGAACUUCCAGGGUCGUCACUAUGAGACCAGCAGCGACUGCCCUGAGCUGACCUCUUUCCUGAGCAGGUGCCACUCCUGCAGGGUGGAGAGCGGCUGCUUCAUGGUCCACGACCGUCCCAACUACAUGGGAAACCAGUACUUCAUGAGGAGGGGAGAGUACGCCGACUACAUGAGCAUGAUGGGAAUGUCAGACUGCAUCAGGUCUUGCCGUAACAUCCCCAUGGUACAGCAGCAGCACAGAGGAUCCUACAAGAUGAGGAUCUACGAGAGGGAGAACUUCGGUGGUCAGAUGCAUGAGCUGAGCGAGGACUGCGACAACAUCCAGGACCGUUACCGCAUGAACGACUGCAUGUCCUGCAACGUGAUGGACGGCCACUGGCUGAUGUACGAGCAGCCCCACUACAGAGGCAAGAUGAUGUACAUGAGGCCCGGAGAGUACAAGAGCUUCAGGGACAUGGGAUUCAGCGGCACCAGGUUCAUGAGCAUGAGGCGCAUCAUGGACUCCUGCCAGUAAAUGUUCACUAAAUAAAAUCUUUUCCACUCUACUA